AUGGCGGAUGACGAAGAUGACGAUCUGGUCGUGGCAGAGGUGGACGUUUAUUUGGCCCAGACUUUGGCCAACAACCUCUACUUGUUUCAGUAUCCAGUCCGUCCAGCUGAUAUUACUUAUGAUAAUAUCCCUCAUAUUGGAGCAAGAAUCAAACCAGACCAGCAAAAGGUUGAACUUGAACUGUCAAUAAACACAAGUAGUGAUGACUAUUAUGCACCCAGAGGAGAACAAAUUGCACAUAAUGUGAAUGGUUCUGCUCUGUUAUCUGCCUCUGAAGGAAAAGAAUCAUUUUUUUCCAGUGAUAAGAUGGAUAAACAAGUGCUUUCUUCAUCAAGAGCCUCAGAGGAUGUGAGUCGAUAUUCUGUGGGCAUUCUCAAAGGAGGAGAGUUGCACCUGACACCUGUACAUGGUGUAUUACAGCUCAGGCCAAGUUUUGAAUAUCUUAACAAAGGUGAAGCAAAUGUGAAUCAGGCUUCCAAUCCUACAGAUGAAGGAGAUUCGCAAGAUGAGGAAGAGGAGGCAAAACCACUCACUGUCAAGUUUGCACGCCCUGAAACAGAGCGAGCAAAGGCUCAGCGGCUGUCAUCUUUUAAAUACUUGGAGCAAAAGAAAGCAGAAGAACCCUGGAAAACCAUGGAAUUUUAUAAUCCUCAGAAUGAUAUUGCUGGUGUAGAACAUAGUUUGUUAUUUUGUCGAGAAAUGGAAUCAGAGUCACCAGAGUUCAACCUCCAUCCAAGGGAUUACUUGAAGUUAUUGACUCCAUCUACUUCUCAGGAAGAAAGUUCCAAGCCACCUGUACCCAGUAAUGUGUUAUCCAUGACACAGCUCAAGACUAUGGACUUGGCAGAUCAAGUCAGGGCUCUUCUUAUCAAGGCCAAAGUGAUCAGUUUCUCACAGCUGUGCAGACUCUUGUCCCCAGCAGCAAAGGAAGCAUCAGUGUUGAAAUGCUUACAGCAAUAUGCUGUCCUGGUGCAGGGUUGCUGGGUAGUGAAAAGUGAGUUGUUGUAUCCAGAGGGAACCAUCAGUCCUAGUGGUGGAAUUGCUGCUGAUAUUUUAUGCAAAGGAAGAGACUAUUUA
Pocillopora verrucosa is the source of this 1077-nucleotide messenger RNA. NCBI's taxonomy places the organism in Eukaryota, Metazoa, Cnidaria, Anthozoa, Scleractinia, Pocilloporidae. The record is from RefSeq and is a predicted model, not a curated record.